AUGUUUUCAGCUACUUUUUUCAGGAACACACGACCAAGUUUUACUCUUUUACGUCAUAAAAUAACGCAACCUCGCUUCACCUCUUUUUCUAAUCUCCGCUAUUCAGCUCUUAAUUUUGGCUCAAGCUCUAAUCGCAAUAAAGUUACUGCUGUAAAUUCUCAGCAGCCAGUGAUUUCACCUAGCGAUGUAUUUCUUCAAGGCAGUGCGGCAGGUUACAUUGAAGAAUUGUACGAAGCCUGGCUUAAAGAUCCUACAUCCGUUCACUUGUCCUGGCAAGUGUACUUUAAAAAUAUUCAAGCUGGCGUGAAUCCACGUUAUGCCUAUCAACCUCCUCCGACACUUGUACCAAAUGGAAUGUCCAUUUCGGUAUCACCAGGCACUUAUGGAAUAAAUGAUCAUAUGAAGGUACAACUUUUAGUAAGAGCUUAUCAAGUUCGUGGGCAUCAUCUUGCAAAAUUAGAUCCUCUAGGCAUUUUGAAUGCUGAUUCUGAGUUUCCAAAAGAACUUGAUCCAAUUCAUUAUGGCUUUACUGAAGGAGAUCUUAAUAGGCAAUUUUCAUUGGGUCCUGGAAUAUUACCUCAAUUUGCAAAGACUGGUGAAAAAAAGACCCUUAAAGAGAUUGUUGAAUAUUGUGGUCCGAUUGGUAUCGAAUAUAUUCAUAUUCCUUAUCGAGUUCAGUGCGAUUGGAUUCGUACUCGAGUAGAAAUUCCAGUACCAUAUAGUUAUACAACGGAAGAAAAACGCAUGAUUCUUGACAGAUUAAUAUGGUCAGAUUCAUUCGAAAAAUUUAUAGCUUUAAAAUACCCGACUGAAAAAAGAUUUGGUUUGGAAGGAUGUGAAAUUUUGAUUCCUGGCAUGAAAGCUUUGAUUGAUAGAUCUGUUGAUCUUGGGAUAGAAUCUAUUGUGCUUGGAAUGCCUCAUCGUGGUCGAUUAAAUGUACUUAGUAAUGUAGUUAGAAAACCGAAUGAGUCCAUAUUUUGUGAAUUCGGAGGGUCUGCAAAUUCUGCAGAUGAAGGUUCUGGUGAUGUCAAAUAUCAUUUAGGUAUGAAUUAUGACAGACCAACGCCAUCUGGAAGACGCGUACACCUUUCUCUUGCUGCUAAUCCCUCCCACUUAGAAGCUGUGAAUCCUGUUGUAUUGGGCAAAGUUCGUGCUCUUCAACAUUACACAGGUGACGAAAAAGAACGCCAUCGUUCCAUGGCAGUGUUACUUCAUGGAGAUGCUGCAUUUGCGGCACAAGGCAUAGUGUAUGAAACAAUAGGCUUCCACGAUUUGCCAUAUUAUACAACUGGUGGUACAAUCCAUAUAGUUGUCAACAAUCAAAUUGGAUUUACUACUGAUCCUCGGUUUGCACGUUCAACACCAUAUUGUACUGAUAUAGCGAAGGUAGUCAAUGCGCCUAUUUUUCAUGUGAAUGGGGAUGAUGCUGAGGCUGUAACUUUUGUGUGUCAAUUAGCAUCUGAAUGGAGACAAACUUUCAAAAAAGAUAAUGUAUAA
Messenger RNA from Scutellospora calospora, 1497 nucleotides. NCBI's taxonomy places the organism in Eukaryota, Fungi, Glomeromycota, Glomeromycetes, Diversisporales, Gigasporaceae. The record is from the annotation of a GenBank genome assembly.